This is a messenger RNA of Paramecium tetraurelia, 1269 nucleotides long. RefSeq lists its product as uncharacterized. Gene Ontology annotation, biological process: protein modification process. Gene Ontology annotation, molecular function: ATP binding. The record is from RefSeq and is a predicted model, not a curated record. The transcript has 4 exons. NCBI's taxonomy places the organism in Eukaryota, Ciliophora, Oligohymenophorea, Peniculida, Parameciidae.
AUGAAAAGUCAAUAAUAAUUCUCGAGCACCUAGGAUUUACGGUCAACCUUUACUACGCUUAAAAGAUAGACAUUUUUUUAUGUGGGAGAAGGGAAUAAUGGAGAAUUAGUUAGGUAGAUUCUAUCUAAAAGACCGAAUUUUUAAGAAUAGAGAACUCCUUUCAAUGCUCAUUUAAUCUGGAAGCAAAGCAAUAAAUAUUUUAAUUAUUUUUAAUUGGGACAGCUCAAGAGCAAAAAAGUGACCAUUAAUCAUUUAGAACACCAUUAUGUGAUUACCAACAAGAAUAAUUUAUUUCACACUCUCGAAAAUUAUUGCAAUAAAACUAAGAUGAAUAUGGACGAUCUUGUUCCAAAGACUUUUAUUAUAAAUUUGGACUCAGCGCAUGUUUAAACUGAUUUGAUGAAAUUUUUGGAAUAUUUUACUUAGUGCAGUAAAUAAUCUUUAAAUAUAUGGCUAAUGAAACCACCAGAUUUAAAUAGAGGGAAUGGAAUUAAAUUAUUUAAUGAUUUAGAUUAAUUUGUUGAGUUGAUGGAGAAUCUUAAUAAAAAAGGGUAGACUUCAGUUAAAUAAUAAAAAUCGAUAACACUGACAUUGGAUAAUAAAAGGAAGAUCAAAUUAUCUAUAGAUGAUCAAGAUAAAUAAAUUGUGCUUUAAAAAUAUCUCGAAACCCCAUUAUUAUAUAAUUAGCGUAAAUUUGACAUCAGAGUAUGGGUGUUAAUAGAUCACAAAUUAAAUUAUUAUUUCUUUCGUGAAGGUUAUUUUAGAUUAGCAACUGAAAGAUUUGACAUUAAUAAUAUUCGUAAUCUCUACAUACAUCUGACUAACAAUGCAAUUUAAAAGCAUCAUCCAUAUUAUGGGAAAUAUGAAAUUGGUAAUUAAAUCAGUUUUGGCGACAUGUAACGCUAUUUAAAAUUUUAAAAACCUUAAUUGAACACAAUAAUCUAAGAAAUGAAAAGAAUAGUUAAACUAACAAUAGAUUCAGGUUAUCAUAGAUUGAAUGAAUGCAGAAAGAAUUUUUAGUUUGAAAUUUUAGGCUAUGAUUUUAUGAUAGAUAAAAAUGGACAUGUUUGGCUAAUUGAAGUUAAUACAAAUCCUUGUAUUGAAGAGAGUAGUCCUCUCCUCAAAUAACUGAUACCAAGAAUGCUUAACGAUGCAUUUAAAUUAACGAUAGACCAAAUUUAUGAGACAGAGUAAUAAACAUAGACAUACCCAGUAAAUGGAUACAAAUGUGAUGAGAAUUUGUGGGAUAAAUUAGGAAUAAUCUAAUGA